Neurospora tetraspora is the source of this 3523-nucleotide messenger RNA. RefSeq lists its product as uncharacterized. The transcript has a single exon. The record is from RefSeq and is a predicted model, not a curated record. The coding region runs from base 345 to 3368 and encodes 1007 amino acids. Lineage: Eukaryota; Fungi; Ascomycota; Sordariomycetes; Sordariales; Sordariaceae. Gene Ontology annotation, molecular function: protein binding.
AGUUCAGCCUUAUGUAAGCAGUCUUGGCGAUGUAAAGUGCGUCACAGCGCCAAGACUGGGGUCUGGCGGAUCUGGCCAGUGCCCCUCCACCCCACUUUUCGGUUUUCUGGUUGCUCGGCGGCGUGCCUGAAGAAAAUGUUUUGACAUUGCGAUAAGGAUUCGGGGACCCCUCUAUCAGAUUGAUUUCCAAUCAACAACCCCCCCCCCUUUCCACUUUCUACUCCAUUCAUUUGGCUUCUCAAUUGGGUUGUUCAUUCACUUCGGAAUUCAGGCUUCAGGGAUGAGAUAGGCAAAAAUUUUGAUACCCUUUUUCUUCGACUUCGAUACCCCUCACCUUCACCACAAUGGCCGACACCACGACGACAAGCCUGCUCGAGCAGGUCCGCUCAGGCCACUAUGUCCCCGUCCUCACCACCGAGCCCGCAAAGAAGCUCAUCGAGUCAUACGUUAACGCCCUCUACGACUCCGAAUCACAGCAAACUGUCGACACACCAGCCCAGGAUAAAGUCGCCAUCGCCCUCUCAGCAUUCAACACCUUCCUGCAAAUAAAUGUCACCGGCCCCGUUCCCGAUGGUCUUGCGCAAGUCGAGGAGGAGUUCACCACCGCAGCAUCCCGCAAAACUUCCAAGAGCAAGCCCCUGCAACAAACCCGCAAAUUGUGCUUCUCCUCACUCGACGUCGACGGCGUGUCGGUUUAUCAGUACAUCCCCUCCAUCGAACUGUUCUGCCUGGCACGAUGGAUUCUCAGCACGCAAUUGGAGGGAGCGGAGGUCAAGGGUCUGGAAGGCGAGCCGCUGGAGUGGUUGAAGCUGAGAGUCGACGUUUGGCAUUACAAGCUCAUUACCCAGCCGAGCUUAGGAUCGGGGAGCAUCUUCAACAAGAGUCUGCAGUGGUGCGAGGUGCCGAGCUUGCAAGGGAAGAUUGAGCAGGGUUUGAAGGUUGUCGAAGAGGAAGUCACAGGGAAGGACAACAAGGAGAUGGAAGUGAAGUGGUUGGUGGAGAAGGCCAACGUGCAUAUCAUGUUGGGACAAGAUGCAAAGGCGAAGGAGGCGAUUCAGAAGGCGGCCGAGGUCAACAAGUUCCAGUACAUGCUGAGCGGUGCCCUGGGAAAGAGGACCAAGUUCCAGGAGAAGGCCACGAGUCAGCUUGUGGUUCUGGCGAAGAGUGCGGAGGAGAAGAAGGAGGGUGAGGAGGAGACAGACGCCAAGCCCAAGGCCUUGGAACUCAACGACGACACUUUGUUGGAAGAUCUUCAGUUCACCAAGGGCGAGCUGGGAAAACACGGCGAAACAGACGACAAGACUGGCCUUCCUGCGGAACUGAAGGACCUGGAGCCCGAUGCGCAACCCCAGCUUUCCCCCCUGGAUCAGAUCAUCCUGCUGACAGAAGCUACCCUCAAGGACGCGUUCAGCCCAAGUGAUACCCUCACUGCCGAGGAGAUCCUCCCCUUCGCGGUGAGAGUCAUCAACGACAAGAGCACCAACUGGCAGAUCUACACACAAGCGUUGUUGGUGAGGUCGCGCAUCGAGAUGCAUCGUUCCAGGACGAUCGAGCGCGGUGUCUUGCAAAUGCAGGCGGUGGUGGACCAGGUUAUUGUUGACACCACUGCUGCUGCUCCCACAUCUGAGGCCAACGGGGAGGAGGAGAAGAAGUCCGACGUCCCGGCCAUCAAGAUCUCUGCCGAUGGCGAGGUCAUCGAGGACAAGGCGGCUGCUGCCAGCAAGCCCACUUCGUUCUUCCCCGCUGCUAAGCCCGAGGAUUCAGCGCCGGCGCAUGUCCGUUUGCAAUACAUCCACGCUCUUUCCUCUCCUCCUAGGUGGCAUCUUGAGUCUGAGUUGGCCUACUCGUGGGCUGGAGUAGGUUCGUUGGUUUCGGCCCUCGAGAUCUUCAAGCGUCUCCGCCUCUGGGCUGAAGUUGCUCUGUGUCUUGCUGCCAACGCCCGCCAUGACGACGAAGACGGUCGCGGAGCGGGUGGUGAGGAGAAGGGCAGGGCCAUCGUCAGGUGGCGGUUGUUCCAUCGCACGGGUGUUACUGCUGCUGAGGAAGAUGCCGAGGCAGAUGAUGAGGUUGAGAACGAGACAUUGGAUAUCUCCAACUUCAAGGAAGCCGACUUCCAGGGUCCUGAGCGUGUGCCCCCUCCCCCCAACGCACCUCGUCUAUUCUGCAUCCUGGGUGAGAUGGAGGACAAGCCGGAGCACUACGAGCGCGCGUGGGACAUUUCGGGUCAACGGUACGCCAGAGCGCAGAAGUCGCUGGGCGAGUACUGGCUUUCCAAGCAGGAGAUCUUCAAAGCCCGCGACGCCUACCGCAAGGCCGUCGUCGUCAACCGCAUGUCUUCCGAACUCUGGAACCGCCUGGGCGACAUCUCCCUCCGUCUAGGCGACUUCGCCGAAGCUGCUGAGUCUUUCAGCCGCGGCAUCGCAGCCGCCGACCCUAUCGCCGGCGGCGAAGACGCUCGCACGUGGUCCAACCUCGGCUCGUCUCUCUACUCCCUCUACGUCGAGCGCGUCAAAGAACUCAAGGCCGAGCGCGAAGCCGCCGCCAACACCGCCGAACCCGUCAAGAAGUCCACCGAAGUCCUCCCCGACGAAGACGACACCUGCAUCGCCAACCCCGAGCAGUCCCAAACCGACCCCAGCAAGCGCUCCCCCGCCACUCUCCUCUCUCAAUCCCUAGCGGCUUACAAGCGCGGCGCCUCCAUCGCCAACGACAACUGGCGCAUCUGGGAUAACGUCAUCACCCUCGCCGCGCGCGUCCGCCCGCCCGCCGUCUCCGAGAUCAUCCUGGCUCUGAACCACAUCAUCAAGAUCCGGUCCUCCGAAGACGCGCUCGACAUCGACGUGCUCGACCUGUUGUUGAAAGAGUCCGUCCUCAAUAAGGAAAUCCCCGCCGGGUCUGGGGUGUACGACCCGCCCCGCGGCAGCCAGGAACGCGCCGUCUGCGAGUUGUUGGAGAAACAAGUCGCGCUGCUGAUCACGAAGAGACACGACCUCUGGGAACUCCUCGUCCGCGCGCGCGUCUGGAAGCGUGAUUAUGCGGGUGCCAUUGACGCCGCGGAGCGGGCGUAUCGCGCUGCGAUCAGCGGUGCGUCGGCUGGUGGUGGGCUGCUUCCUUCGUCUGGAAUGGGAGAAGGGAGCGAGAAGAGUUGGUUGGAGGAUCAGGAGGCUUGGGAGACGGUGGUGGAACGGACGGAUCGUUUGGUUAGUUUGUAUGAGAAUUAUGGGGAGGGCGUGGAGGAGAUUGGUGCGAAGUGGAAGGGGAAGGCUGGAUUUGCGGUCAGGAGUGUGAUGCGUAAGGCGAAGGAGGCGUGGGAGGGGAGUAAAGAGUGGGACGAUUUGGUUAAGUUGUCAGAGGAGUUGAAGGCUUGAUGGGCUGUGGGCAUGGAUGUGAUGUAAGAGCACGGAAAAGUUAUGUGUUGGUUGGGUACUUCAAAAGUUCAAAAUGGGGCAUGGGAUAUAUUGGUACAUGGUUCACAUAGAAAUGAGAUUUGCACACAUUGUUCACGGGAAGGACUUGGAGACAU